AUGACGGGUAACGGUGGUCCUGCCGCUGCGCUACCGGGAACUCCGCACCACCUCCGCCCUGGAGCAGCCAUUGACGAUCUGAUUUGCUCGCUGGAAGAAGAAUGGAAAGUCGGCCUAAAGAUUCGUGGCGCUGGAUGGUCGCCAAAAGCAUGGAAUGCGGAUGACACCCCCGAUAGAAUCUAUGCGCUUGUACAGUUCCUCUUUUACAGAGCACGACCAGCCCUCUAUCAUGCGAUUGACAAAUUCAAGAGUCUUGCUCCCAGUCGAACAUCCGAAGAGCGCCUGGCGUUGCUUCGUAAGAUUCUAUCCAGUACAAAAGAGAGUCAACUGGUUCCGAGGGGUAGGACACCAAAAAAUGAACCGCCUAAGAGUCUGGAGGCAUCCUCUAGUGGAGUAAAGUCUGUUCCACAGGCAGCAAAUCAUUCGUUCGAAAUUCAGAAAGAUGAGCGUGAGUCGUAUGCGACUGCGGUUGAUCCAGGAUCACCUACAGACGUUGACACAGAUGAUGAGGCGGAUCAAGAGUUCGAGACACCACGAUCGCCAUCACUGUCGCCAUCGCCAUCACCAUCGCCAUCCACCAGACCGGCACAGACGCUCUACAAGGCAAGUAACCAUGUCUCUUUACACAUUACUAGGAAGAGGCCUUCCGAAAGCUCCGGUCAUUCUGAAAACUCGCCGAAGUUGACCAAAACCUCCAAAGGGAAGCAGGCUGUAAAGUCUUUUAUGUCUUCGCCUAUCGCACAGCCACAAUUUAAGAGGCCCACGCUCGAUAUGGCUCGAUCUAUCCAGGCUGCAUCUUCAGUCAACACGUCUUUCAACAACACUGCCUUUCCUUCUCAGGAGACAGCAGCUACCACAAACACUUCGUUUACGUCGAACGAUAGUGUCAGCGAUUUCCAGGGGACGAGCUUUCCCAAACCUAGAUUGACACGAACAAGUCCAACUACAAUGAGUUCACUGGAUAUUCGUGAUCUCUACGAAGCUAUGUCGCGUUCAGGAAGUGAACUGCUCGAACGAGACAUUCAACGAGAUCUUAAUGAAAUCUUUUCUCAAGGGAGCAGCGGCCAAAGCAGGUCAACUUUUGGCUCUGUCGAUGAGGAUGGUCUUCUUGAGACCUCUUUCGAGCUUGAAGACCAGCAGAAUAAGUCGGAGGUAAUUCCAGGUGGCAAGCAAGGAAAGUUGAAAGCGCCUUCCGUCGCCAAUGAUUGCGAUCAGCAAACUCGCGCAUCGGCGCUGCCACUGUCUCUAUUUAACGGGGUGUCAAACAAUCAAGGGCAGACGCCUCCCAGCAUGCAGUCUCCCUCGAAAAUGCCAUACGAGGUACGCAAUCUACCCGACCAGAAUCUCUUCGUCGAUAAGCUUCCCAGGAUGCUAGAACAUAUUCCCUACCAUAUCCUGUUCAUCUGUCAACGUGUAGCAAUAGAAAACUCCGUUUCACUUCCGGACUUGGUACGUGGUAUGGAUGUGUCUACCGUAGCUUCCGACCCAGAAGCCUUGUGGUCUUUCAUUGAGAAACAUGAUAAUAUUCAACAUGUGCGACUACGCGAGUCAAGCCGUCUCUGGCAAGCUGCAAAACGCAAUUCUGAAGGUUACACGUUCAAGGGACAUAUUAAUCCCAACCUCAAGCGUACUGGCCCAAUUAUGAACCUUGCAUUGUUGCCAAUACAAGCAGACAAAUCGUGCCGGCUUGAGCGAAUGUUCGGCUCAGACCGCUUUCUUUAUUUAGACACGUCAGACUUCUCCAAGACGGGGCGUUUCAAAUCCAGUCAGGCGCAGCAAGUUCGCAGUCAAUCCCAAGCAUGGCUACUGGCCGAACACUCGUUUCUAGGCCGUAAAUGGAGAGCCUUCCAUAUUGAAGACCUGAAGAGGAACAAGACCGCUCGACCCAAGGAUGUGAUUCACGACAAAAGAAUUGUGCUUUUCGCGACCGAAGGUUGCGGCAUUAAGCAGUCCUACUCAGUAGGUCAAAUGCUACAUCGAUUCUUACCCUUCGAUACCAACAAAGAUCAAGGUUUUUGCAAAGCCUUUGCUCGCAUCGAACUUGGACUUUCCCGUACUGUACCCACGUUGUGCUUUGGGGCAUCGCAAAUCAUCCACGUGGAUGAUGACUUGGCUACGAACGAUCCGGAAGAUACUCGGUUUAAUGACCCCAAAAUACAAUGGCAGGCAGUUCCCGAUAACGAGAUCAUGAAUGAUGGAUGCUCAAUCAUUUCCGUGGGUGCUGCGUUAGUCAUAUGGCAGCUAUACAAGAGAUCUACUGGGGUUACCGGCCCCUUGCCGAGUGCAUUUCAGGGACGUAUUGGUGGGGCCAAAGGACUAUGGAUGAUCAGUGCAGAGUCUUUCACUAAAGAUCCUGAGCACCUUGAGCAUUGGAUUAAGAUCAACAGGAGUCAAUGGAAAUUCCAUCCUCCUACCGAUGAUCAUCACCGCACCUUCGAGGUGUCCAACUACAGUUCCGCGCCGUCGCCGUCGGAGUUGCACAUAGCGUAUAUCCCUAUCAUGGUCGAUCGAGGUGUACAGAGAUCAGUGAUUGCUGGUCUCAUGAAGGAGUGUCUUGAAAUGGAACGCAACAAGCUGUUAGAGUUACUCCCAGAUCCUGUCAAGAUACACGAUUGGGUUCACCGAAACGGCGCGAAAACACAAGCUGAAUCUGCCUGGCAAGCAGCACUACCAGUCUCACUAGAGGAAAAGCUGAAAAUUUUGCUCGAGUCGGGAUUCAUUCCUACCAAGUUUCCAUAUCUUGCCAGGAGUCUUGAGCGCUUUAUCCAAGCAAAACAUAUACUACAGGAAUCGAAGCUACGUGUACCCCUUCCGAAGUCGGCGUAUUUCUUCGGGAUAGCAGACCCUUUUGGAGUGUUGGAACCGGGAGAGAUCCAGGUGCAGUUCUCAUCCUCUUUUGCCGACGAGAAGACAGAUGAGAAGUAUCUCUGCCUUAGGAAUAUGGAUGCUCUAGUUACUCGCCAGCCUGCUUGUCGCCGCUCGGAUAUCCAGAAAGUGCGCACAGUCAUACGCCCGGAGCUGUCGCAUUUGGUAGAUGUAGUAAUUUUUCCAUGCAAAGGGCGGUACCCAUUAGCUGGAAAACUUCAGGGAGGCGACUACGACGGUGAUAUGUUCUGGAUCUGCUGGGAACCCUUACUUGUGCAGCCGUUCUUGAACGCCCCAGCGCCGCAGGCCCCUAAUCCGACCCAAUAUGGUAUAAAGAUAAGAACCGAAAAGCUCAAAGAUAUCAUGGACACCAGCAACCCCGAAGAAGUCGACAAAUUUCUACGUAAAGCAUUCGAGUUCCGCAACAAUGAUUCGUUUCUUGGUCGCGUUACCACCUUAGCGGUGAAUCAGGCCUAUACCGAGAAUUGUAUAUAUUCACCGACGCUCGAGGAGCUGUAUGAUAUGCAUGACUUGUUAGUGGAUGCAUCGAAACAGGGGUAUGUUUUUACACAGGCGGACUUUGACCGGUACGUACGCCAAUUACCGAAACGACCAAAACAGCCACUUUACAAGACCGCGAUGAAGGAAUGCGCCAGUAUAAAGAGCUCCACAAGUGUUGAGAAGUUUCGGGAGAAAGACGACCGAUACAAGUCCAAGCAUAUCCUUGACUACCUUUAUUUUGACAUUGUGAGAGCGCACAAUAUUGAGACGAUGGCGCAAGUCAAAACCGUUCUCUCGCAAGCAACUCAACCGGACGAAGCGCUACUGUACCCAAGUAAGCAUUUCAUCGGAAAGGGUUCUGAGGCGAUCAAAAAGGAACUUCUUUCCCUAGCUGGGAAACUGGACGACGUCUAUCGUGUGUGGAAUACUGGGUGGCAUGGUGAUAUGAGCACGACAGCGCGCUUUAACAGUCUUGUGAACAACUGCUACCAGAAGUACCAUGCUAUACAGCCUGACAACCCAGGCCAUUCCGACAUCCAGCCUCUAGUGGGAGAGUACCUCACACCUGGUUCAUGUCUUUGGGAUACAAUCAAAGCUUCAGCAUUGUAUGCAAAGUUUCACCGGCCGGAGAAAUCCAGCUUCGUUCUAACAAUGGCAGGGCGGGAGCUCGCGAGUCUGAAGGCCAACAGCUUCGAACAUUCUAGGGUCAUUAUUGCUUCUAUCCGUGCGAACAUGAAGCCGAAACCAAUCAAGGCGCCGAUUCAAUACGAUGAGGAAGAAGAUGACGACUUUGGGACCACGCUUGAAGAGCCUAUCUUGUAG
Alternaria atra is the source of this 4188-nucleotide messenger RNA. RefSeq lists its product as uncharacterized. The record is from RefSeq and is a predicted model, not a curated record. Gene Ontology annotation, molecular function: RNA-directed RNA polymerase activity. Gene Ontology annotation, cellular component: nuclear RNA-directed RNA polymerase complex. Gene Ontology annotation, biological process: siRNA processing. The transcript has 2 exons. NCBI's taxonomy places the organism in Eukaryota, Fungi, Ascomycota, Dothideomycetes, Pleosporales, Pleosporaceae. The coding region runs from base 1 to 4188 and encodes 1395 amino acids.